AUGUGCCACACCAGCUGCUCCUCAGGCUGCCAGCCAUCCUGCUGUGUGUCCAGCCCCUGCCAGCCAUCCUGCUGUGUGUCCAGCCCCUGCCAGUCAUCCUGCUGCAGGCCUGCUAUCUGCAUUCCUGUGAGAUACCAGGUGGCCUGCUGUGUGCCCGUGAGCUGUAGACCCACUGUGUGCAUGACUCCCUCCUGCCAGUCGUCUGUGUGUGUGCCUGUGAGCUGCCGGCCUGUCUGUGUGACCUCCUCCUGUCAAUCAUCUGGGUGCUGCCAGCCCUCCUGCCCUACCCUGGUCUGCAGACCUGUCACCUGUAGCACCCCCUCCUGCUGCUGA
Messenger RNA from Arvicola amphibius (Eurasian water vole), 333 nucleotides. RefSeq names its product keratin-associated protein 12-1. The transcript has a single exon. The coding region runs from base 1 to 333 and encodes 110 amino acids. The record is from RefSeq and is a predicted model, not a curated record. NCBI's taxonomy places the organism in Eukaryota, Metazoa, Chordata, Mammalia, Rodentia, Cricetidae. Gene Ontology annotation, cellular component: keratin filament.